Messenger RNA from Tribolium castaneum (red flour beetle), 2357 nucleotides. It is a transcript of the gene Art8, whose product is annotated as Arginine methyltransferase 8. Bases 1312 to 2343 code for a protein of 343 amino acids. Gene Ontology annotation, cellular component: nucleus; cytoplasm. Gene Ontology annotation, molecular function: 15-oxoprostaglandin 13-reductase [NAD(P)+] activity; protein-arginine N-methyltransferase activity; 2-alkenal reductase [NAD(P)H] activity. Gene Ontology annotation, biological process: prostaglandin metabolic process; peptidyl-arginine methylation. The transcript is spliced from 8 exons. NCBI's taxonomy places the organism in Eukaryota, Metazoa, Arthropoda, Insecta, Coleoptera, Tenebrionidae. The record is from RefSeq and is a predicted model, not a curated record.
GGGAGCAAUUAGGGGUCAAGACUCACUUUUGCCUUUGUUUCAUCAUUUUCGGAGUAUUUUUAAGACAUCGGGAAACGAGGUUAGGACACUGACACCUGUCACGUUGACGUCACAAAUCACACACUGAUUUUCAAGGGUAGUUAAAAAAAUAAAAAAUAUCAAGCAAAAUAAACCGAUUUUCAAGGUAAUCUAAAAAAAAGUAAAUAUUUCAAGCAAAAUGACCCAAUUUUCAAGGACAAAUAGAAAAGUAGAAAAUAUUGCGAAAAUGACCGGAUUUUCAAGGGAAAACACCAUAAUUUUCAAUGUAGUUAAGAAAGCUAAAAAUAUCAAGCAAAACACCCUGGUUUUCCAGGUAGUUAAAAAAAGUAAAAAAUAUCAAGCAAAAUAACCCGAUUUUCCAGGUAGUUAAAAAAGUUAAAAUAAUCAUUAAAAUACCCCCGAUUUUCCCGUGUGCUUAAAAAAACUACUAAUAAGGCCCCCAUGCACACAGCACUUUUUAUGGAAAAACACCCCGAUUUUCAAGGACAAACAGAAAAGCAGAAAAAAUCGUGGGUCCAUGGUGCACACAGCCAUUUUUUAGCAAAUAUACCCUGUUUUUCAUAGUAUAUUUAAAAAAGCAAAUAUUUCAAGGAUUUUGUCCUGUUUUUUAUAAUAUAUUUAAAAAAGCAAUUAUUUCAAGAAUUUUACCCUGUUUUUAAAGGUAACAUUUUUUCAAAGAUUUUACUCUGUUGUAUUUGAAUUUACCGCCGCGAUUAAGUUGGUACUAGUUAUAUUGGCAAAUCUGAUUACCUUGAAGCUUGUGCUUCGUACACGUGUUCGCACAUGGUUCGCAUGUUGAAAGUGAAAAGAAAAAAUGAGUAAAAGGAGUAGUUUCCGGCUCAACGAAACAGAUACAGUUACAGCUAGUACAGCUAGUACAGAAAAAGUGGCAAUACUUGAUGACACGCUGACAAACAUGGAAACAUCAAUUCGACGAGUGCAUGACUCAGUCAAUGGCCUUGAGAUGUGUGAUUUGUGGUUGACGUUUCUUUGGGGAUUUUCGUUGGAGGAACGGCUCGUUCACAAGCGCAAAUUUUUCAAAAAAAAAAUUCAAAAACAGGCCGCACAGAACAGCUUUUAGGUCCAUGCACCAUCAUUGUACGACCGGUUAAAUAAAUAAAUAAGUCUUGCAGUCCUUGAAUAAAUAAAAAAUAAAAUAAAAGUAGCUCGUUCACAAACGUCAAUCAGUGUAAUUUAUUUUCUCAAAAAACAUAACUUUGUGCCUUAAUACCCCCUCAAGACACCCCCGACUGACUUUAAAUAGUGGAAAGGAUGGAUUCGAGUGAUUAUUUCGAGAGUUAUCAGGACUUGUCGAUUCAUCAGAUCAUGUUGAGAGAUGCACCGAGGAAUAAGGCUUACAAGCAAGCGAUUUUUGACAAUGCUGACCAGAUUUUGGGGAGGAGGGUUUUGGACGUGGGGGCUGGGACUGGGAUUUUGUCGGUUUUCUGCGCCCAAGCUGGGGCUGCCAAAGUCUAUGCCGUUGAGGCAAGUAACGUGAGUAAGAUAGCUCGAGAGGUGAUCAAGGAAAAUGGGUUCGAUAAGGUGAUUGAGGUGAUUAAUUCCAGAAUUGAGGACACAGUUUUGCCGGAAAAAGUCGACAUAAUAGUAUCAGAAUGGAUGGGCUUCUACCUUUUGCACGAAGGCAUGCUAGACUCUGUAAUUUUCGCCCGAGACAAAUUUCUCAAACCGGGCGGUUUAAUGUUCCCCGAAUCGGCAACAAUUUACUCAGCUCCUUGCUGCGUCCCCUCAAUGUUCGACUCCUGGGGCAACAUCGAAGGCGUCUCCAUGAAAAGCUUCAGCGAGAAGCUCCGCACUGAGGCAUCGCACAAACCCAGCACUGUUUCGGUGGCCAAAGAGCACAUUUUGGCCGAUCCUGAGGUGCUGCUGUGGAUUGAUUUACGCGAAGUAACGCAGAAAGAAGUUGACGGGUUUAAGGUCCAGCACAUCGCUGUGGCAACCAAGGCGGGGAAGUACCAAGGGAUUUGUUUGUGGUUCACUUGCACGUUCCCGUCUUUUGUGACUGAACCCGUCACCCUAUCCACUGCUCCUGAAGAUCCAGAGACGCACUGGAAGCAAACAACUAUCGUUCUCCCGACUGAAAUCCAAGUCGAGCAAAAAGCGCCAAUUGCCUACGAAUUAUCCCUAGCUCGAGCUCAGGAAAAUCCAAGACGGUACAACAUUGAGGUGACCAUGCUGGACCCUGCCGAGGUCGAACAUCCAGAAUAUUGUGCCUGUCAUAUGACUAAAUGUAUUCUAGUUUGGGCAAUGUUGGAAAAAUAUGAGAAAGAAAGUAUGGGUAAAUAAAUGUGUGGUCUCGA